AUGUUGCAGGCACUGGACGUCCCCUUGGUCAAGAAAUGCAGCAUGCAGGGUGCAGAGUUGAAGGACUUUCUGCCCGAGCUCCAGGAUCAUCGCAUAACGGCCCUGGUCACUGUCGCUCAUCGCUGCCUGAGGGACCAAACAGACGAAUUCGUGGUGCUGGUGUCCAAAAAGGGCUUCGCCAAGAAGGUAUCUAUUGACCGCUUUCGCGGCCUGCGCCCGGGCAAGGGACUCCCCUGCAUGAAAUUGGCGCGGAACUCAGAGCACAGUGUUUCCGCUUCUGAGCUAGAGAAGAAACAGGUGAUUGAAUCGGACGUACAGUGGUGGCUUUCGUGUUCAAUCGAGUUAUGGCCCGAGAAUCCGCGACAGAGCAAGCACCAGUAUCCGUCUAAACGGAUCAACGUCAACCCGUAUCUUCUUUGA
Symbiodinium sp. CCMP2592 is the source of this 420-nucleotide messenger RNA. The record is from the annotation of a GenBank genome assembly. NCBI's taxonomy places the organism in Eukaryota, Dinophyceae, Suessiales, Symbiodiniaceae.